AUGUACGUACAACAUCACUCACAAGAAUCAACGUCUGAUGGUUGUCAUUCCCCUAGACUCUCAACUCCUGAUAGUUACCACGCUUUGACAGUUUCCAGUCCGUUAUCGACAGCUUCUGAUCCAGGUAUGUCAUCCCAACCGUACACACCUAACUACUACAGACAAGAUUGGUGUAGUGGUAGUAGUAGCACCAACAGAGGGUAUUACGGCGAAAAUAACAACAUCUAUAACAAGUACGACUACAAGUACAAGUCUCAAGGUAUGGACCAUCCGGUGAAUAGUUAUAGUAGACGAGAUUAUUACGAUGAUAGUAAGUAUAAAAAAGAUAGUAAUGCUAAGAGCACAACUAGUCAGCCUCAAACUGGGGUAGAGGUAAUGAAAAAACGUAGAUUAGCAGCUAAUGCUAGAGAAAGAAGAAGGAUGAAUAGUUUAAACGAUGCUUUUGAUCGGCUGAGGGACGUUGUACCCUCUUUAGGUAACGAUAGAAAAUUGUCCAAGUUCGAAACGUUGCAAAUGGCUCAAACUUAUAUAGCUGCGUUACACGAGUUGCUAGAACGAGAUUAA
Molecule: messenger RNA, 564 nt
Organism: Diorhabda sublineata
Lineage: Eukaryota; Metazoa; Arthropoda; Insecta; Coleoptera; Chrysomelidae
Product: basic helix-loop-helix transcription factor amos-like
Exons: 1
Coding region: 1-564 (187 amino acids)
Molecular function (GO): protein dimerization activity
Source: RefSeq, a predicted model, not a curated record